AAAAACAAAAAAACACAGAGAUGCUUCCCACUCUGUUUCUAGUUCCCCAAUCCCACUACUCUCUUUUUUUCUGUAACACCCUUUAACUUUCCCGCUCUCUCUCUAUCUCAUGCUUGUGCUUUUUAUGUAUGUUCGUUCUUCUUCAACCUCUCUGAAUUUCUUAUUCCUUUUUAUUCUUUUAUUCAAAAUUCAUCUGAAAUUUACCGUGAAAACUUCGAAACCACCAUUUUCUUACCAGAUUUUGAAGAAAAUGAACAAUAGAUUCCGACAGCCUCCACACCCCAAAAAAGUUGCUUUGAAUCCUCAAAAGGAGAAGAAGAUGGAAAUACAGCAAAACAAAUUCUUGUCUGUAGAGAAGCCCAGAGUUAAUCGGCGUCAAGCAGCUAAAGAGAGAAAAUUAGCCUUACUACAAGAUGUUGAUAAGCUAAAGAAGAAGUUGAGGCAUGAAGAAAAUAUUCACAGAGCACUGGAAAGAGCUUUUUAUAGACCUUUAGGAACUCUACCUCGCCUUCCUCCUUAUCUUCCCAAAUAUACAUUAGAGCUUCUUGCUGAAGUAGCUGUUUUGGAAGAAGAGGUGGUCCGGCUUGAGGAACAGGUUGUUAAUUAUAGACAAGGUCUCUAUCAAGAAGCAGUUUCCAUAUGCUCAAGGCGAAUUACGGAUGAUAAUCAUUUGUCUGAUCCAUGCCCUCAGUUACAUGGUAAAGUUUCUAAGCAAAGACAUUCAAGAUCAUUUUCCAUGAGUGAAGUCAAUCUCGGAUCAUCCGUGCCACACUCAUCUCUUUGUCUAGAUAGGAGUGCUUCAAGUAGAAAGUUGUUUCUAAAAGAAUCAGUGUUUGGUAGCUCCAGAAUUAGCUAUGAUGUAAUAUCAAAUAGCAGACAAGCUGUUAUGAAGAGUUGCAAUGACUCAUUGAUAGAUGGCCUACGAAAAGAGAAUCACUCGGCUGAAAGUUGUACUAAGGAUAAGCCAUCUCCACAGAAGCAAGUGAUAAAGACUUCGUUAGUAAGGCCUCCAGUUAAGCCUGAAUCAAUCAGCAAAAUAGCAGAUGUUAGGGUCCAGUGCAGGGUUGCAGAACAGGCACAAGAGAGCUAUUUAGCUUCUUUAGAUGAACGAGAAUCGGAAGCUGAAAGCACAGAAAACAAAAUCUCUGAAGACAUUUUGAAGUGCUUGUCUAGCAUCUUAUUAAGGUUGAGCACAUCUAAAGGGAAGAUAACAAAUCCAGAAUCUUUUCGCUCUUUAGGAGCAAAAGUGUUAAAUGAAAGCAAUGGGGAAAGGGAGUUGCAAGAUCCGUAUUGCAUUUGCUCGGAACUAAGGAAGCAAGAUAUUGGCGAAUACAGAUAUAUACUGAACAUUGAUGCUAACUCUGUUAAUCUAAACCGGAAAAUGAAUGCUUCGUUUCUGAUACACAGACUUAAGAUUCUCCUUGACAAGCUAUCAUCUGUGAAAUUAGAGGGUUUGACUCAUCAUCAGAAGCUAGCAUUCUGGAUAAACACAUACAAUUCCUGCGUGAUGAAUGCAUUUAUAGAGCAUGGUAUCCCGGAGACUGCUGAGCAGAUUGUAUCACUAAUGCAGAAGGCAACAAUUAAUGUGGGAGGGCAUUUUCUAAAUGCAAUCAUGAUUGAGCACUUUAUCUUGAGGCUACCGUACCACCUAAAAUAUACCUGUUCAAAGUCAGCAAAAGACAAUGAGCUGAAAGUUCGGAGCGUUUUUGGCUUGGAGUGGUCUGAACCUCUUGUCACAUUUGCACUCUCCUGUGGAAGUUGGUCCUCCCCUGCAGUGAGGGUUUACACUGCAUCUCAAGUUGAGACUCAGUUGGAAACAGCAAAAAGAGAUUACUUACAAGCAGCAGUUGGUAUUUCAGCAACAAAUAAGCUCAUUAUUCCCAAGUUGUUGGAUUGGUAUCUUCUUGAUUUUGCAAAGGACUUGGAUGCAUUACUAGAUUGGGUGUGCCUCCAGCUACCAGAUGAACUUAGAAAUCAAACUAUGAAAUGCCUCGAGAGACGGGGAAGAGAACCCCUUUCACAAUUAGUUCAAGCAAUGCCUUACAAUUUCAGCUUCAGGUACCUCAUACACCAAUAAGAUAUUCUCAUGUGUCUCAGCUUCCACAAGUUCCAGAGUACUUGCUCAGAAGACGGAAUAACAUUUCAGAGGGAAGUGUUAAUGGAACAAAGUAUAGGAUUGUAGCAAAUUUAGUUUAUGAAAUUCUUUGUAUCCCUUAGACACCUAGAGUUCAUAAACUCGACGAGAUCGUUAUCUCUAGAGUAAGCAAAAAUGUUGCUUGCUGAAACACAAGAUUUGGAAUCAGAGUAUAUGUGAUAUGAUUACUUUGUAGAUUGAAUUCUGUAGCCAAGGUUGUGUUUCAUUCGA
Molecule: messenger RNA, 2365 nt
Organism: Solanum lycopersicum (tomato)
Lineage: Eukaryota; Viridiplantae; Streptophyta; Magnoliopsida; Solanales; Solanaceae
Source: RefSeq, a predicted model, not a curated record